AUGGGGGGAGGGUACAACGAUGGCAAGGGCUCCCGGAAGGGGGGUGGCUACUCUGCGUCCAGCAGAGGAGGCAAGGGUGGCGAUCGGCGCAGUGUACCCAAGUUCAUACCUGCACGGGGCGGUGGCGACUGGGGCAAGAAGCUGCGACAAGAGCAGCAGGCGGCCAUCAAGGACGAGAAGACAAAGCGCGAGGUGGAUUACUUCUGGCAGCAGCAGGAGUACUUCAGCGGCGGUGGAAAAGGGCGGAAAGGCAAAGGCUACCAGGAAACCGCGGAGCAGCUCUUUGGGGCGCAGCGCGAGAACGUGGGCAUCGACUUCGACAAGUACGAUGACAUCCCGGUUGACCUGUCGGGACAGGGUGCUGAGGAGAUCGAGGGCCUGGAGUGCUUCGACGAGCUGUGGGAUCGGUUUUACAUCCACGACUUCCUCUGGGACAACCUGGAGAGAUGCCACUACCGUAAGCCCACUCCGAUCCAGAAGUUCGCAGUGCCCGCAGCGUUGGCGGGGAAGGAUUGCAUGUGCUGUGCCCAGACGGGUUCAGGCAAGACCUGCGCCUUCCUUUUGCCCAUCCUCAGCUGCCUGGACCUCGCGCAGGCCGCGGGCGCAGUAGGCACCAGCCAUGGCGAGCCCUCAGCACCGAAGGCGGUCAUCUUGGCGCCGACGCGGGAGCUUUGCUCCCAAAUCCACUUGGAGGCCAAGAAGCUGUCUUUCAAAUCUCCGGUGCGGGCUGGUGAGGUCUACGGAGGUGUGGACGCCAAGCCUCAGCUGCUGGAUCUAGCGCGAGGCGUCGACAUCGUGACGGCCACGCCUGGCCGCCUCACAGACUUCAUCGACCGCGGGGUCAUUACCAUGUGCAAUGUGGGCUUCCUGGUGCUGGACGAGGCCGAUCGCAUGCUGGACAUGGGCUUCGAGCCGCAGAUCCGCGAGAUCGUGCAGAAGCGGGAUAUGCCUUCCUGCAGGGAGGCGCGGGUGAAUUUGGGCUCAGAGGUUCAACAGGGGCGUAUGACGCUGAUGUUCUCCGCGACCUUCCCCAAGGAGAUCCAGAAGCUCGCGCAGGCCUUUAUGAGGAGCUACAUCUGGAUUGGUGUCGGCCGCGUCGGUGGAGCGGUUGACACGGUGGAGCAGACCUUCAUCGUCACCGGCAACCGAGGCAAGCCUGACGUCUUGACCCAGGUCCUCAACACCAACCCCACGGAUUCGACCCUGAUCUUCGUGGCCAUGAAGCGCACAGCUGCCUGGUUGGAGGGGCACCUGACGCGCCUCGGCUACAACGCCGCGGCCAUCCAUGGAGACAUGGAGCAGAGAGAGCGCGAGCAGUCUCUGUCAACGUUCAAGAGUGGGAAGAGCACCUUCCUGGUGGCCACCGAUGUGGCGGCACGCGGUCUCGACAUUCCUAAGGUUUCACACGUCAUCAACUACGACUUGCCGCAAAACAUCGACUCCUAUGUCCACCGGAUCGGCCGGACCGGGCGCAUUGGGAACCACGGCUGGGCCACCAGUUUCUACGUCCCAGCACAUGACGGCACGCAUUCCAACGCCAACGUCGCCAAAGGCCGGCAGUUGGGGUCUGGGGCCUCUAUCGAAAGCAAAAAACCCUGCUUCGUGGGUCUUCCCGGUUUCUUGAGCCAGAAGUUUCCAGUCUCUGCAUCACCAUCUCCCUGA
Molecule: messenger RNA, 1662 nt
Organism: Symbiodinium natans
Lineage: Eukaryota; Dinophyceae; Suessiales; Symbiodiniaceae
Source: the annotation of a GenBank genome assembly